This is a messenger RNA of Cuscuta epithymum, 1730 nucleotides long. The record is from the annotation of a GenBank genome assembly. NCBI's taxonomy places the organism in Eukaryota, Viridiplantae, Streptophyta, Magnoliopsida, Solanales, Convolvulaceae.
ACCGCCGCCACCACACCACUCAUGCUCUCUUCUAUCACUAGAUCUCUUCAACUCAGUGAAGCGCAUUCUACUGCAUGAACCCCAAUACCCUCAGACCCCAAAGUACAUAGACCCAUAUCAUGGAAAGGUGGCUGCUUUCGCCAGUAGCGGCGGCGCACUGUGUGAAAGAGGAGAAAGCAUGCGUGGGGUGGGUGUAUGAGCAUUUGGGUGACUGUCUUUGCAACUUUAGAGACGAGCUUUCCUUCGGAUUGGGUGUGGUGAGCUUCCUCUUCUGGGGCGUCGCUGAAAUCCCUCAGAUUGUCACCAACUUUAAGACCAAGUCCAGCCAUGGCAUCUCCCUUCUUUUUCUCCUCACUUGGAUUACAGGUGACAUAUUCAAUUUCGUAGGCUGUCUUCUUGAGCCUGCAACGUUGCCAACCCAAUUGUAUACUGCUCUGCUCUAUACAGUUACUACUGUGAUACUUGUGCUCCAAAGCUUGUACUAUGAUUAUCUGUACAAUUGCUUGAAACACAAGGAUGUCAUUUCAAACCAACAGAUUGCUGAUGUGAAGAAGCCUCUUAUGCCGCAAAAAUCUGGUGUCUCGGGCAUUGCGAUACCUAGUGGCACUGGCAGAGCAUCACACAGGGUUGAGUAUUACUACAUGUCUGCACGAUCAUUGGCAGGCAGUGCAACUCCUCCGUUUAGGAGUAAUUUAUGGCCUGUUAGAAGUGGACCUCCGGCUCUGGAUACUGAAAAUGAUGUCCCUUCGGAUGAUGAAAAUGCGGAGGCAGCAUCCAAGAAUUCAGUUACCCGUGCUAAGGCUAUUCCACGAUCUGCAGGUUAUGGUGCAUUUUUGGCUACCUCAGUUAAUAUACCUCACCAAGCUAAGGCCUUAAUGUCUACAUAUGUUGCUUUCGGUGGAAGGAAAUUACUGCAGGGAAAUGACGCAGAUCACAGUGCUACUGGAGAGUGGUUGGGAUGGAUGAUGGCUGCUAUCUAUAUGAGUGGCAGAAUCCCACAGAUAUGGCUAAAUAUAAGAAGAGGGAGCGCGGAGGGAUUGAACCCAUUUAUGUUUAUCUUUGCACUUGUUGCAAAUGCCACUUAUGUGGGAAGCAUUGUUGUGAGAACAACGGAGUGGGAUAAGAUUAAACCCAACUUGCCGUGGUUGUUUGAUGCUGCUGGCUGUGUCAUGCUUGACUCAUUUAUCAUAUCACAAUACAUUUACUACAGGUAUUUCAAAAAGAUGGCCUCUGUAGAAGAGAAAUGAUAUGGAGAUUACACUGAAGAAGUGAAGUGAGAAAAUAGUGAAGAUGUUAUUUAUUCUAAUCUAAGUUGAAUUUAUAUACUAGGCUCCAAGUUAUGCUGAUUAACAUGUGUUUUGCACUCUUUUUCUCACUUGUUAGACAAAUUGUUGGAAGAGUUUCCGAUGAACAUACAAAUGCACACUGUGAGGUUGCGUAGUGUUAGACUGUUUGCCGAAGUAGAUGCUAUGCUGAAUAUUUCAAUGGUCAAGUUUAAGUGCAUGCUUUACGUGCUUGGGUGGAAUCCCACAUGGGAUAGGAGUCGUUACUAUCAUAGUUACUAUUCAUGUUGUUAUUUAGUAUCGUCAUUUCCUAGUGUGUAGCUAUUUGUUAGCAGUAGUUAUUUCCCAUUAUUUGUAUUUUGCCAAAUAUAUGUAUCAGUUUUAAUAAAAAAAGGCAGAUUUUGCUUCGGCCAAACUAUUCUUCUGAAGUUCAUCCUCUUCUUUCUG